UAUUUAUUAAAAAAAAACCAUUUAUAUGAUCAUAUAUCUUCUUCUUCUCUUCUCAUCCCAAUCCCCUAAACCAUUUCUGUUUAGACAGUUUUUAUUGUUAUAUUUCUCUCUCUAAAAAAAAACCUAUAUAUACACAUAUAUAGAGAGAGAAUUGUGUGAAAAAUUGAAAAUCACUAAUAAAAAAAAUAAAUUAAAUUUAUUAUUAUGGCACAAUUACCACCAAAAAUACCCCAAAAUUGGGCCAAUAAUUCUUUUCAUCCUCACAAUCAACAACCCUAUUGGGUCGACGAGUUUCUUGAUUUCACGGCGGCGCGUAGAGGAGCCCACCGCCGGUCAGCCAGCAGCGAUUCCAUCGCCUUUCUCGAAUCGACGACAACCGAAGAAUUUAAUGCCAAUUCUACUCGUAAUUCUGCUGCAUUGAUCAUGAUGCAAAGCUCCUUCGAUAAAUUAGAUGAUGAACAGCUCAUGUCAAUGUUUUCCGAUGAGUUUUCCGGCGCCGGCGCCGGCGCCGGUGACGGAGUAGUUUGUUCUAAUCCUUCCACGUCUAAUUCUGACGAUAGGGAUAGUAAUAAUAAUGAUGAGAAGUUGUCACAGAAGCUGAAAUCUGAACCGGAGGAGGUUGAAGAGGAGGGUUGUAGCGAAGGUGAUGAGCACGCGCCGCCGUUGAAUUCUUCUUCUAAUGCUGUUUCGUCUGGGGAUACUGUAUUCGACCCCAAAAGGGUAAAAAGAAUAUUGGCAAAUAGACAAUCUGCACAAAGGUCCAGAGUUAGAAAGCUACAAUACAUUUCAGAGCUUGAACGAAGUGUCACAACCUUACAGUCAGAGGUAUCAGCAUUAUCUCCAAGAGUUGCAUUUUUGGAUCACCAGAGAUUAAUUCUUAAUGUUGAUAAUACUGCUCUUAAGCAACGAAUUGCUGCUUUGGCUCAAGAUAACAUUUUCAAAGAUGCUCAUCAAGAGGCAUUGAAGAAUGAAAUUGAGAGACUAAGGCAAGUGUAUCAUCACCAAAAUAUAAAGAAGAUGGAAAUUCAUAAUCAACAAAACGCGCUAUCGUCGGCGAGACCACUCGCCACCACCGCCGCUGCCCAAAACUCAGAUGGCAGCGGCGGCGGUGAUUGUUCGGUCAACGGUGCAUGAUAAACUCAUAAUGCUAACUUGCGCUUUCUUCACAUGAUGUGUUUCUAAUUUGUAAUGCUUUUGUGGGACCCACUUCUCUAUAAAUAUUCUUAUUCUUAUUGGAGGGUGGAAACUUGACACGUGGACGACAUCUAAGAUAGGUCAUGAACAUGCAUGUUCUAUUAAUUUCAAAAAAAAAAAAGUAAUGUGUUUUUUAUUUUAUGGGGUUGGGAUUAUUCUUUUUAAUCAUUUUGUACUAUUGUUUUAUGUGAUUAGUAAUUUCUUUUUCUUUUAGAAUAUUUUGGAUUUUAUUUCUUUGGUGGGGGAGAGAAAAUUAAUUGUAUUCAUAGCAUAAAUUAUGCUUUUUUUUUUUUUUUUUUCUUUUUAAUAUAUUGUUUUCUUUGAAUCCUUUUCUAUUUUGGAAAUGUAAAAAAAAUGACAUUACAUAAGAAUUUGGAUUAUUAGUUUCUA
Cannabis sativa is the source of this 1584-nucleotide messenger RNA. RefSeq names its product basic leucine zipper 6. The coding region runs from base 205 to 1134 and encodes 309 amino acids. Gene Ontology annotation, cellular component: nucleus. Gene Ontology annotation, molecular function: DNA-binding transcription factor activity; DNA binding. Gene Ontology annotation, biological process: positive regulation of DNA-templated transcription. Lineage: Eukaryota; Viridiplantae; Streptophyta; Magnoliopsida; Rosales; Cannabaceae. The transcript has 4 exons. The record is from RefSeq and is a predicted model, not a curated record.